CCCUGUUCUGGCUUUUACCACUUCUCCCUCACCAGUCACCAGAUGUCAUGGGCUGCCUUGGUGUCCAAGCUCUGCAAAACCCGACUCAUGCCCUGCCGCUGCCGCCCCUCUCUCUCCCUCCCUCUCUAAACAUUAGGUUAUUCCGCCCCUCCCCUCGUCUUCCAUAGCCUUCUCCUCCUUCCCUCUCUCUCCUCCUUCCCCUUUUCACGAAAAAGCUCACUCCUUUUCUGCUCUGCUUUCACCUUUCAACCCGCUGAAAACCCCCACCUUUUGUUUGUUUCUCACUUUUCCGCUCUUUGGGUUUCUUCGUCGUCCUCGCCGUCAAUGGCAUUUCAAUCUUCUGUUUGUUUUCGCUGAAACCAGCUGAGAGUGAGAUAUACCCAAUUCGUCUUUUUUGAAUUGGGUCUAGGUUUUACAGCAACCCUAGCUCUCUCUCUUUGUUUUUACUAUUGGGCAGUUUUUAUUUUCUUUUGGAGGCUAUUUGGCUACAGCAAUUUCCGCUCCCUGAGUAUACCUGCAAUGUUGUGAUGUUUCAGGUAAUGUGAUAAAAGGGGGCUUCUUGUUCUGUGAUUUUGGGUGUCUUAAUAUAGAGAUGAUGACGAAUACUCAUAGUUUUGUGUCGUGGGAGGAGCACACUCUGUGUCAAGAGCGCGGUAGCCGUGUGGUCCAUUACUACUUGAAGGAGGCAUCAGGGGAAUUAGUCCUUGCUGUUGUAGGGACUGAGAGGAGUAUAAGGCACAUGGUGUAUGUUCUUUCGGAUGAGUUCGUGGAGACUUACGAGUCCAAGGGAUUCAUUAAUGUGUGUACCAAAUGGAGAGCAAGAAGAGAAGUUGUAGAAUGGCUUACUUCCUUGGUCUCGAGGCGUUGCUGGUCAGAGUUUCCUGAUUCUCCAACAGAUGAAGCAACACAACCAUUGCCAAUUACUGGACUCGGCGCUCAUCAAACUUCUCUGCCUGAUCACACGGUUCCGAGGAAAGUGAAAGUUCACAAUUUAGACAUUGAAUGGUCUGGUGUUGCCUGGAUUUGUGCCAAACAGCUGAAGCAUUAUCCAGCAUUUUACAAGAAUGAAACUACCAUUUCUGUCCAUUCCUUUGUAUUUGUAAUGGCUUUGGAAGAAGAACAUCAUUACCUAGGUUACGUGGAAGACAUGUAUGAAGACAAGAAAGGGCAGAAAAAGGUUAAAGUGCGUUGGUUUCACCACACUCGGGAAGUCAUGGAUGUGAUUACUCUGAAUCCACACCCCAGAGAAGUUUUUAUCACACCUCAUGUUCAGGUGAUCAGUGCUGAGUGUGUUGAUGGUCCUGCAACAGUUCUGACUCCUAAGCACUAUGAAAAAUGCUUGGCUGUUGUAGCUCAAAAAUCUUCCUCUGGAAUAUUUAUGUGCUUUCGGCAAUUUGAGGACUGCAAGGUUAAGCCCUUCAGUCUUGCUAAAUUGCGGGGGUAUUCUAAUCAAGCAAUUCUGUCUUCUUUAGAUGUCCACAUCUCCAAGCAGAAAGCCAAGUACCAUAAAUUUGGUUAUGAAGAUGAGGAAGAGUUAGCACCUGAUGAUCCUAUGAGGGUGAGCCUUAAGAGAAACAGAAGCAGCGAGGUGAAUCAGGGACAUUCUGGUGUUAAAAAUUUGGUCACUGGGAAUCAUUUACCAAAUUGCGUUCCAACAUACCCAAAGUUGAAAUUAAAAUUAUCAAGGAAAACCAUGGGAGUUAAGAUUGCUGGUUCAGAGCCCCUAUGUCCAGUGUCUUUUAAGGUUGAUGAAAAGAUAGAGUUGCUCUGUCAAGAUAGUGGCAUACGAGGAUGUUGGUUCAGUUGUCAGGUCUUGCAGACAUCUCAGAAGCUUCUCAAAGUUCAAUAUGAUGAUUUGCAAGAUGUAGAUGGAUCUGGCAAUCUCGAGGAGUGGGUCCCUGCCUUUAAAGUUGCUGCUCCAGAUAAACUAGGCAUGAGAUGCUCAGGUCGCCUGACAAUCCGACCCUGUCGUCUCAAUGAUUCUACAGAGUGUUGUAUUGAGGUUGGAGUAGCAGUUGAUGCGUGGUGGUGUGAUGGCUGGUGGGAAGGAGUUGUUACUGGAGUUAGCAUUUCUGGGGCUGAUACUAUACAAGUCUACUUCCCCGGUGAGGAGAAGCUGAUGAGUUUCCAGAGAAAGGAUGUUAGGGCUUCCAAAGACUGGAUUGAGAACAGAUGGGUUGAUGUGAAGGCAAAGCCUGAUAUACUCUCUUACGUAUCUGAAAAUAUCAGUUCUAGCAUGAAGCUCUUAUCAAUCUCUGCUAGUUCUGUGGCAAAAACUUGUUCUAAACAUGAAGCUGUUGAAGAGAAACAGGAGUCACCGGAUUUAGCCCCACCGGAUGAGGACUCGGGAAAGGUAACGAGGGUGAAUUUGCGGAAGCAGCCUUGUACCAGUAAUGAAGACGAAAUUAAUAAUUCAAGUGAUGGCAAUGGCAGUGAUGAUUGUGCCUGUAACAAAACGGAGAAAUGUGAAGCACCAGAAGCUACAGAAGUGGCUGCUCGUGGCUGAGGUCGAGAAUUUUGACCUUGCUGAUAAGAUUGUGGAAGGUUUAGGGGCCUGGUUCUUGUAGAUAAGACGAACUGUAGGCAUAGAGGAAAAGAACUAUCAAGUUUCUAACAUCAUGGAAUUGGAAGGUGUACAGCUUUAUAUCUGAUAGAUUAAUUAACUCCAAGUGCUCCAAGUAAUUGUCAUCCAGUGGUGAUCAGAUGUUAGGCAGUUGCUCAAUUUACUCGCAGGAGUAAUUGGUGUGUGGUUUUGCACCCAUGCCUUGUAUAGCAACUUCUGAAAACUGCCCUAUAUAUGUAUCUUAAUAGUAUCUUUUGAGUCAUAUUUUUCAGUCUUCAGAAGUAA
Molecule: messenger RNA, 2848 nt
Organism: Malus domestica (apple)
Lineage: Eukaryota; Viridiplantae; Streptophyta; Magnoliopsida; Rosales; Rosaceae
Source: RefSeq, a predicted model, not a curated record